GGUCGCCGUGCCCUGCCCUCCCGCCAGUCCGCUUGCUCUCUCGCUCCUUCGUUCGCUUCCCCUAGCCCAAGGGGAAAGGUCAGCAACGUCCUGGAGCCGCCUUGUCACUCCCCGACAGGCAUGAACUGCAGCGAGAGCCAGCGGCUGCGAAACCUCCUGAGCCGCCUGCUGCUUGAGCUGCACCAUCGGGGCAACGCCAGCGGCCUGGGCACUGGCCCUGGCCCAAGUAGGGGCAUGGGGGUCGUGCCUGACUCUUUCGUGGGCCGCGAGGCGACCAGCGCCAAGGGUGACGAGGCCUAUCUCUACAUCCUGCUCAUCAUGAUCUUCUACGCCUGCCUGGCUGGAGGCCUCAUCCUGGCCUACACCCGCUCCCGCAAGCUUGUCGAGGAUAAAGAUGACGCGUCCCAGGCCUGCGGCGAGCACGAAUGGGCUCCAGGAGGUGCCUUGGCCACAGACGCCGAGACUACAGCCAGCUACCCCGUGGAGGGCUUCCACCUGCUCGCCCCAAGGGGGCUGCCAGCCCUUGCCCGGGGCGCCGAGCGGGUCUAGAACCACAGCCCCAGCAAGCUUGCUCCCUCCUCACCUCGCUUAAACACGGGCGUGACUCCUGCCCUUUCAUUCC
Molecule: messenger RNA, 622 nt
Organism: Tupaia belangeri chinensis (Chinese tree shrew)
Lineage: Eukaryota; Metazoa; Chordata; Mammalia; Scandentia; Tupaiidae
Gene: KCNE5
Product: potassium voltage-gated channel subfamily E regulatory subunit 5
Exons: 1
Coding region: 121-549 (142 amino acids)
Biological process (GO): potassium ion export across plasma membrane; ventricular cardiac muscle cell action potential; regulation of heart rate by cardiac conduction
Cellular component (GO): membrane; voltage-gated potassium channel complex
Molecular function (GO): voltage-gated potassium channel activity involved in ventricular cardiac muscle cell action potential repolarization; transmembrane transporter binding; potassium channel regulator activity
Source: RefSeq, a predicted model, not a curated record